AGCACGUUCUGUGUACCUCGCGUUCCACACCACGCAAGUGCAGUUAGUGUUAAAACAAUGUCCAAGGCCCCGCAGUGAGCGAUUGCAUAAUGUCUUACAUACUUACCUUCAACUAUGUGUUGUGACACACAGUGCUAUGUUCUAAAAGUGCUAACUUGUACAACGACACAUCUACAAAUUUAAAAAUAUUUCGUACAGACCACUCGGACCAUCGAAACCACUCGGUCCACUCAGACACCUCGAACCACUUGGUCUACUCGGAGCUCCCAGACUUCUGUGAUCACUUUCGACUGAUCCUUCAAUCAUUUUGACGAAAAGGCAUGUUGAAAGGACGCACCCGCGAUCCCCGCACUGCGGGACAACUUCCCCCACACCUGGCUUCGCGGCCGCCGAUGAAAGCAACCAUCCAGACGAGGUCUGCACAACCAACAAGAGCUCCAUUGGCUAAGCCAGAACCAGACUACGAAGUGGUGGAAUUCCCAACGGAUCAAUAUGUUAACGCUAAACUUCAGCCGCCGCCUCCACCGCCGCCGCGGCCAGCAACUAAUCAACCUGUAGACGCGGGUGCAUCAUGUGGAUUGUGCGGCGGUGGCGGUGCGCGUGUGCGUUGCACUGAGUGCGGCCGGCGCGCGCUUUGCGCCUCCUGCGAUGACAUGUACCACCGACAUCCUAAGCGCCGCAACCACCAGCGUUUGGCUCUAUCUCCAUCCCAACUUCGUGAUGAACGUCCCCCGCUGCCGCCUAAAACAACACCGCCUGUUCCACCGCCCCGACGACACAAGCUCGCCGGCGACCGAUCGAGUGCCAGCCCUAUGCCUCCUGGACUAGACCAACGUAGAGCGACUGUUGGGCACGUGCCUACUAUGCCGAGCCACUCCAUGCACUUGCAAAUGUCUUCAGUCAACAGCCACUUGACGCAACAGCAAGCCCUUCCGUCAAACUUACAGGGCAAACCGCAUUCCUUUCACGCGGCGCCCCCCACACAGGCGGUGCAUGCCCACGUAGGCAGUAUGCCAUAUCUACCCGCUCCCCCCCAAGCGCCACCGCUGCACAUGCACGCCAACACUCUCCAUCACAACAUGCCUGGGUUGUGGGGUCGCAUGCGGGGUUCCCUGCAAGGAUUCAAUGUGCCAUCGACAAUGGGCAUGCCGUCGGAACCGUGGGAGAGCCCCGGAAGCAUUUCACCGUCAGGGCCGAGCUCCUCAUGGGGGCCGCCACUGCGGCGUAAUGCGUCUGUACUGGAGUUGGGCGGCGGCACCGCGUGCAGCGGCUGCGCACAUUGCUCGCCCGCGAGCUGGCGCUAUGGCAGCUGUGCCAGCUUAGAGCACGGUUGGCCACCCGCGUGGCCGCCACCGCCCACUUGUUGCGCACCACCACACGGCCCUCAUCUCUCACACAUGCACCCACACACGCACUUCCAUUCGCCGCAUACGUCACAGCCCUAUCGUAGAGGGGAAAGUCGAGGGGCAUCUCGCGUCGCAUCCCGGACUGGAUCUCGCGCGGCGUCGCCAGCAAUGAGCGCCCGAUCACGCACGUCGCGACGCACCAAGCAUCGGACACCCUCGCCGCCACCGUUGCCGUCUAGCGACGCGGAUUCCGAGAGCGAAAGCGACAGCGACCGAGCCGCUAUGCCCGCUCCCGUUGUUCGUACGCCUACCCGUGAACCGGGUCGAGCGAUCUCUACGCCUAAACCACCAGUCGCAACUGGUCCGCUGCCAACACCCACUCCCCCAUCUACUGUCGAUCAGAUGGAGGAAGACAGCCUUGGACCGGCUCCGCCGCCGUCUGAGACAAACUGGCAGUGUGAACACUGUACAUUCGUGAAUGAACCUGGCGUGCGCGUAUGUUCUGUGUGCUGCCGCACGCCAACGACCGCACCGCGAGUGCUGCCCACCGCCACUGCAGUUGCUGCGACCGUCGAUUCCACCGUAACCAUAGCCCCUGUAAAAAGUGACCCCAGUCCCGGUUUAGAGCGCCUCAAGCUUAGCUCACCAUCUCCUGUUCGCAUCGUUCCUGAGAAUAUUAAUCCUAAGCAAAAUGCCGAAAACACUAAGACUAAACCGGUAAAAUCUCGUGCGUCGACGAGCUGUGGUCCCUCUCCUCCGCGAGAGGCGCUGCAAAGACCCAUCAAUCGAUUAAUGACUCCCACAGGGGACCAAACUGGGCGUGAACAAGUGGAGGAACCGAAAACUCGCCAUGAUAUGGCUGUCGGACCAUCGCCACCUCGAGAUUUCCAAAAUACUAGACAUAAUAUGGGUACUGGAACUUCCUCUCCUCGUGAAUCCAAUGCAUUCGUUCGAUCAUCGCCCUACCGAGAACCUAACGUUAUUAAAAGCCCCGACGAAUCAACCCCACGCCACAGCGUGUCCUUGGGACCCUCGCCGCCCCGUGAUCUUGGGUUCCAGUCUUCCAGGAAUAACACCCUGAAAAAGUCGUCACCACCACGAGCAACCUUUCAAGAAAAUAAGUCUUCUGUGUCCACCCGGACCAACGUAUCCAAUACCGGUACGUCUCCACCGCCGCAAAGUAUCUCUACCCAGACAUACGAAGUGCCAAACAGCUGGGAACGCGUGCCGUCAGCUUCGCGCUCACGCCCUCAAAGACGCUUCCGAGACGACAGUCGUCGCGAACGGUCGCACAGCAGACAUUCGCUAUCAAGCGACACCCGCGAUAGCGAGCGAAGCGUACACACUAGUGGCGGCGGGCGGUGGGAGUGGCGCGAAACUCGUGACAGUAGUCCUGGGGGUGAAUGGAGCGGCAGUGAACGGCGUCGCGGCGCAGCGCGUCUCGCCCGCCGAGCUUCACACCUUGACCUACGCCGCACUCGCUCUAUGCGUCGUUCCAGCUUCUACGGCUCAGAGGCAGCAUCUCCGGAGCCUCUAUCUUCAAAUCGUGCGAUCUCCCUGGAGGCGUUGGCCGGUACGGGCGUUAGACGGGAAGCCGAAAGAGGUCUUGAGCUAGCGCGCCUGAUGACAGACGCGGAGAGGCUCGGAUUCAGCGCCGCCGAGGUGCACGCGGCGUUAGCGCAGAAUCCGGUGGCGCCACUGGCGUGGCUGCGUGACCGCUGGCCGAGCCUGUGCGCAGGCGUGCGUGCCGCUGCCGCACGUCUUGCGCCGGGAGUUAAUGUCAGUGAGCUGGAAGCGCGCGCAGCGCUCGCCCGCCACCGCGGUGCCAUGUGGCCUGCCGUCACCGACUGCGUCGAGAGACACCGCCGACAGGCGGAGGCAAUGGGCGUGGGCGAGGAGAGACGGUUGCGCGGCCACAUUUGGGGCUCGCCGGUGGGCGCGGACGACGACGCCGCUCCACCGCCCACGAAGCCCUCUGUCGCUCGCCGCUCGCUGCGCGCGCGCGCAGAAGAUAGUUCAGAUGAGUUUGAAGCUCCCAUCCCGACGAAAUAUCGAGACGACGAUUGGAUGUAUUUACCUUUAGAUCCGCCGAUUCAAAACUCUUACGAUAUGGAACCCAGUGCCGAUUUAUGGAACGACUCGCACACGAACGUCCUUAACGAGAAUUCUGCAAACAACACAGAGGAUAUAGCUCUUAAAUUGAAAUCGUACUUAAUACAGGCCGGAGUCCCGUCAAUCGACGAAAAUUUACUUUUAAAUGGCUUAUUAGCAGAUAACACAACGUUCAAGACGAAUCAAACCAAUAAUGUAAGCAUAUUAAAUCAUUCAAAUAUCUUUAACAAUAAACAGCAAUUAGAUUUGGGCCAAUCUGAAUUUGAUUUCAUAGAAGCAUAUAAUGCAUUAACAAGGUCUAGUCCUCUACCAAACGUACACAAGAUGACAAACGACCUCCAAACAAACAAAGAAAAUGUGGCAUUAGGUCACAAAGAACACACAAAUUUACCUUUAAAAAGUAACAAAAAUGGUAGUUCCAAUGAAGACAAAAUAAUAAACCACAUUCACGGCCAAACUGAGGAUCAUCCAGUUGAAUCAAAAGUUGAGCGAACUGAUAUUAGCGAAGAGCACUCAAUCAUUGCAACAAUCAAGAUUCCAAAAUCUUUAACUAAGCAAAAUAGCACUGUAGAAACAAAAGAAACUGUCAGUACACCUAUAACUGCAAGAGAAUAUGAAACAAAAGGUUCAAAACCUGUAUUAUUAACGAAAUUGCAAAAAUACAAAGUUCCUCGAACGCAUGAAAUUAACACUCGGUCGCUUAAUUCUGAGACGCUGCCGAAACAAAAAAACAACGAAGAAGGAUCUAAUAAUUUAAGUGACAUUGUGGACAAUACACAAAGAUUAAUUCAGCAAAUGAAAGAUGAAAUAAACUCUGAUAUAAAUUCCUUGGAUGGUCACAACAUGUCACAAAGCGAAGCUGAUAACAGUUCAAAUGAAUCAGAUUUUACAAAUGAACAUGAAUCGUCGUAUAGCGAAACGGAAGAAGAAACAGAAGAUUUAACAUCGGAAGAAAAUGAAAACUCAAGAAGCGAAAAAUCUGAGAAUAAUGCCCCGGUAAUGAAUAGGACAAGUUCCGAAGACAAUGAACAAUUUGAAGAAGCUAUGGAUCAUAUUGAAGAACAGAAUGAAAAUUUCAGGCAAACUAACAUGGAAAUAUUAGACUCUAUCGCUCGUAGUUUACAUGAAGAACAUUCAAUAUCAGUUGAAACCAGUGAAAAUCACAUAAAAGAAGCAAUAAAUGAUCCUAGCACUCCAACAGAACAUCUAGCUCCCAUGACCACUCAAACAAUCCCUGUCCAAAACCAAGCAACUAGUUCUAAAAAGCAUAAACAAGAUGUCAAUAAUAAUAUUUUUGCCGCAGUUUCUUCUUUCGAAGAAAUUUAUGAGCAAAUUAAUUCUAAUGACUCAACCCCAUUUGAAAUAACCAAUAACAGUCUACGUGCAUCUAAACCAAAACUUGUAUUAGAACGAUUUGACAUUCAUAUUUCGACUUUUAUGCCAGACCGUAUAAUGCAAUUAGAAAUAAAGGAGCAACAUCAACCAUCUGUGCUAAAUGCAGUGUUCGAAAAUGUUGAUUCCAGCACUACAUUACCUAAUAACAUUGAAUUACCUAAUAACGUUGAAGAAGUAAGUGAAGUUGACCAACAUGUUGAUAAUAACAACAAGGAAUCUGGGUUAUCAAUGAAAUCAAAAACCUUCAAUAUUCGUAGUUCACCCGAUAAAAUCGAAAGCACUGACGAUGACGAUUCAAGUUCCGACACAUCUAGAACGACAGUGUCUCCGAUGAAACAAAAUUUGAACCAAACUCUUAUUAUAGACAAAACUUUCAGUAAUGAAAAUACAAAUGAAACUGUUGAAACAACGCCCUUAAACGGUUCAUUGAAUAAUCAGAAUCAUGAUUUCGAUCAUAACAUCGAAUCUAGUGUUACUAAUAAUGCCGUUAAAAGCAAAAGUAAUUCGCCAGAUAAUACGCCUCCGAGUCCCAAAAAUCAUAAUAAGAACACUACUAAUAACAAAUCUAACAUUCCGAAGCUAAUUAGAGCUUUAGCAAAUAAAAAUAAAUCAAAACAAGAAAUUAAAAGCCCUCCUAAAGUAAUAGCAUCAAAAGUACCUGUGCGUCGAGGAUCAGUAAAACAUUAUCCUGCACCUGCACCCCCGAAAACAAACUUUGGCACUAUCCAGAACGGUACUGUAAAACAACUACAAACACGACUGUUUAGUGAUAAAGCCAUAAAGAUGACAGUGAAUCAUGCAGCAGUUAUUGAAGUGAAACCAUCAACCUCGACUUUGAAUAAAAAAAGACCAGCGCCUCUUCCGCCGUCGAAACCCGAAGAGACAACAAAAACCUCUCCACCAAAAGAGUCACCACAAAAAGGAAAAAAACCCUAUUUUCGUGAAUCUUGUCGAACGGAAGAUGAAUGGACUGAAAGUGAUUCUGAAGAUUCACCAUUACAGAUCGGACGUCAAAAUAACGAUGAACCACAACGUCAGCCCUCACCGCCGCCUCCUAUCACAGUUCGGAGAGUAUCUGGUCAACUAAUUGACCUGGCUAGAGUUCGCAUCUUGGAAGGUUCACCAGAGAGACAAGCAAGAAUGCUGCUCGCAGAAGGAGCAACGGAAAAUUGGGAACAGGCACAAUUGGCGGUGGAGCUGAUAGCACGCGGAGCUGAUACUCCGGCCGCUUUGUUAGCCGCCCUUGAAUGUAUUGAUUUAAACUCAGCAUUAACAUACCUACAUCAAGAUUGUGAACUUUGCGCGUCUCGGCUUCCCGAACACGAGAUGGUAUCUAUGCUACGGUGCACCCACCGAUGCUGCCGAGAAUGCGCUCGACACUACUUUACCGUUCAAAUAACUGAGAGGAGCGUUGUUGACUGCGUGUGUCCAUACUGUAAGGAGCCAGAAUUAGAGAACCUACCAGAAGAUGCCUGGCUGGAGUAUUUUGCUCAUCUUGAUAUUCAGUUAAAAACUUUGAUAGACAUUGAUACCCACGAACUAUUUCAAAGAAAGCUACGAGAUCGAACGUUAGCAAGAGAUCCAAACUUUCGCUGGUGUGUAGAGUGUUCGUCAGGAUUCUUCGUUCAUCCGAAACAGAAGAAAUUACGUUGCCCAGAAUGUAAAUCUGUUACUUGCGCAUCUUGUAGAAAACCUUGGACCGGAAACCACGAAGGGUUGUCGUGUGAACAAUAUGCAAAGUGGUUAGACGACAAUGAUCCGGAACGAGCCGUGGAAGCAGUACAGCAGCACUUGCGAGAAAACGGUAUCGAAUGUCCGCGAUGCCAAUUCAAAUACUCCUUAUCUCGAGGAGGGUGCAUGCAUUUUACUUGCACACAAUGCAAAUACGAGUUCUGUUACGGUUGUGGAAAGCCUUUUAUGAUGGGCGCGCGAUGCGGCCUUAGCGAAUAUUGUGCCAAGCUAGGGCUACACGCGCACCACCCAAGAAAUUGUCUCUUCUACCUACGAGACAAAGAACCGCAUGAAUUACAAACACUGUUACAGAUGAACAAUGUGAAAUACGAGACUGAAACAGCGGAGGGAAACGCGCGCUGUCCUGUGCAACUGCAGCGAGAGACUCCCACCGGUCUCGUUGACACCACCUGUGGCAGCGAGGUGCCACCUAACUACGCCGGUCUUUGCAAGAACCAUUACCUGGAAUACCUGUGCCGGCUGGUGCGAAACGCGCACGUGGACCCGAUGCCGCUGUUGGAGGGCGCACUAUGUGGAGUAUCUUGCGAGCUUGGCGCGCGGCCUCGACCCUAUCCCCAUCAUGGACGUGCCCGAGCUGGUAGCCGAGCUGCGUCGCCGCGCUCUGACUCUGCCGGAACGCGGGCCCUGGGACACUGAUCCUAUCUAUGCCGGAAUGUGCGCAGAGAUUGUGAGGGAGAAAAUACCACUGGAUUGAAGGAUCAAGAAAACCGUAUAAAACAUUAAGCGUCGAAUAUUAUAUAAACAUCGGGAUUUAACGCUUCUACCAUUGAAACUAUUAGCAUAUGAUUAGCAUCAAAAUAUUUAAGUUUAAAAAGUAUUUAUUAAGCUUUAUGGUUAUAAACAUUAAAAAGCAACUU
Molecule: messenger RNA, 7462 nt
Organism: Hyposmocoma kahamanoa
Lineage: Eukaryota; Metazoa; Arthropoda; Insecta; Lepidoptera; Cosmopterigidae
Gene: LUBEL
Exons: 23
Coding region: 321-7241 (2306 amino acids)
Biological process (GO): protein linear polyubiquitination
Cellular component (GO): LUBAC complex
Molecular function (GO): ubiquitin protein ligase activity; K63-linked polyubiquitin modification-dependent protein binding; zinc ion binding
Source: RefSeq, a predicted model, not a curated record